Molecule: messenger RNA, 216 nt
Organism: Acaulospora morrowiae
Lineage: Eukaryota; Fungi; Glomeromycota; Glomeromycetes; Diversisporales; Acaulosporaceae
Source: the annotation of a GenBank genome assembly
AUUGCUAGAAAAAUUGAGGAAAACACGUCAUGUAUUGAAAAUAUCAAUUACAAUGAAAUCAACGUAUUAGAACAUAUGACGGAUGGAAGCACAUGCCAAAUUAAAAAAGCAAUGUGGAAUAAUGGAAUUCAAAAAAUAAUUGUUGUUUUAAAACUUAUGGAAGAAAAAUUGGAUGAACCUACAUAUACUGAAGUUAUUAGAGAAGCAAGUAUUUGA